Messenger RNA from Dracunculus medinensis (Guinea worm), 2487 nucleotides. Lineage: Eukaryota; Metazoa; Nematoda; Chromadorea; Rhabditida; Dracunculidae. The record is from the annotation of a GenBank genome assembly.
UUGACUGUUAGUCAGUUAUUGUUAGCAUAUGCGAUUGUCAUGCUUACAGUUCUUUCCUUAUCUGCAGUAUCAACCAAUGGUGCUAUCGAAAGCGGUGGCGUUUAUUAUAUGAUAAGUCGUUCACUUGGACCUGAAUUUGGGGGAGCUAUUGGUCUUCUUUUUUAUACUGCGAAUGUUUUUUCUUGUGCAUUAUAUUGUGCUGGAUUUACCGAAGCCCUUCUUAGCAGUCUUGGCGAAGAGAGAGUGCCUUCGAGUGGUACAUGGAAAUUUUUAUGUUGUGUAAUUAUUUCGCUUGUAAUACUCGUACUUUGUUUGCUUGGAGCUAGUCUUUUCGCUAAAACAGCGCUUUUAACCUUCAUCGUGAUCAGCUUUUGUUAUUUCACCUUUCUUUUUUCGUUUCGGAAAAUUAUUUUUUUUAUCUUUGAUAUGUUAAUGAUACUUGUCCCUUCAAAUGCUUCAGAUCCAGAUUCAGAGAAAAUUCCUGAUUUUAAUCAAACUUUAACGGCUAAUUACACAGGAUUCAGUUUAUCAACAUUGGCUGAUAAUUUGCUUCCGAAUUAUACAUAUGAUUAUACUACAACAAAGAAUACCGAUUUUGCCAUUAUGUUUGCAAUAAUAUUCAGUGGUGUAACAGGUCUCAUGGCUGGGGCCAACAUGUCAGGCGAACUAUCUCGGCCUUCUAUUUCUAUUCCACGUGGUACUGUUCAAGCAGUUUUAUUUACAUUUGGAAUUUACGUUUUUACUUCAUUCAUUAUAGCCGCAACAUGUAGCCGAUCUUUGCUUCAUUUGAAUUAUUCGGUAAUGAUGGAUGUGAAUUUGUCACCUUUCUUUAUCUUAAUCGGUACUUUCUCAACCACCUUUUUUUCAUCAAUGAGUAAUAUGAUUGGUUCGUCAAGAGUUUUGAAUCGUGUAGCUCAUGAUAAACUCUUUGGAUUUCUAUUACAUCCCGCUAAAAUCGAAAUUGCUUCCGGAAAUCCAGUUGUAUCUGUUUUUAUAGCUUGGAUAUGUGUUGUGUUAGUAUUCUUAAUUGGGGCAAUGAAUAAAAUAGCAAAACUUACUUCCAUUUUCUUUUUGCUUUCUUAUAUGGGUGUCAAUAUUGCAUGUUUGGCUCUUGAACUAACAAGUGCUCCUAAUUUUCGGCCAAGGUUUAAAUAUUUUUCUUGGCAUACUUGUGCAUUGGGUGUUAUUUCUACAAUUAUUAUGAUGUUGGUCAUUGACGCUGCAAUGAGCGCUAUUGCUGUUAUAAUACUGAUGAUUCUUUUAAUGAUCUUACAUUAUCAGGCUCCUGUGGGAUCGUGGGGAUCGAUAUCUCAAGCACUUAUAUAUCAUCAAGUACGUAAAUAUCUUCUUCUUCUCGAUGUUCGGAAGGAACAUGUCAAGUUUUGGCGUCCUCAGAUAUUACUAUUAGUGAAUCGACCAGCUACUUGUUGCCCUCUGAUGGAUUUUGUAAAUGAUUUGAAAAAAAGUGGUCUUUACGUCAUAGGGCAUGUUCAGCGUGGAUCGAUGGAUGAAAAUAUGACGGGAUUGGACCCUUUGCAAGAGGUUUUCCCUUAUUGGUUAUCCUUAGUUGAUUAUCUCAAAUUGAAAGCAUUUGUUGAACUUACUAUAUCAAAAACAAUCCGAGACGGUAUUCAGCAGCUUAUACGACUUUCGGGUCUUGGUGCCUUAAAGCCAAAUACAGUGAUUGUUGGUUUUCAUGAGAAAACUCCUUCGGAAAUCACUCUUGCAGAGUCGUGUCUUCUUAAAGAUUUAAGAUUUUCGCGAAUUGAUCGUAAUGAAGUUGUAGAAUACUUCACUGCUUCUGAUUAUAUGCCUCGCGAACCCAAUAAUUCUUCUGAACGGCUAUCAAAUGAAGAAUAUUUGCGCAUAUUAAACGAUAUUUUGCAUGUUAAUAAAAAUCUUUGUGUGGCUCGCCAUUUUUCUCGUCUUGAUAAAGAAAGUUUGAGGACUUGGAGUGGCGAAAAGAAAUAUAUCGAUGUGUGGCCAGUCUGCAUACAAAAACCCGGUGAAUCUGGUCUUGGCUGGGGAAACAGUUCAUUAUUUCUCCUUCAAUUGGCUUGCAUAUUAUCUAUGAGUACGGCGUGGCGUCCUUACUGCACACUUCGUGUAUUUAUUUGUGUGAAUAGUCUCCAGGAUAUGCAUAGACGAGAACGGCAGUUGAAAGAAUUAUUAACUCAUCUACGAAUUGAUGCGAAAUCGUUAGUUAUGCCAUGGGAUCAUGUAGUUUGUCACCUUGGCACCACUGAUAUUCCAGAUGCUCCAUCGAGAGAAUCGGUCGAUUUACCUGCGCCAUAUUUAACGGCUAUGAACGAUUUAAUCAAAAGAAAUAGUGGCGAUGCAACGAUUUGUCUCUUGAAUCUACCGAUUCCACCCAGAGAUAUAUCGUUAAGCGAGCGUUAUCUUGAUGUAAUUGAGAUUUUGACUCAAGAUCUUCCUCCAACCCUGCUCGUCCAUGGUAUAUCAUCCGUUAUAUCAACAACAUUGUGA